UAAUAAGAGACUGUGAUGCACUGAUAGUCUCUUGUGCCAUAUCCGGAACAGAUUCUUCAUUUGCAGCCACCAAACCAGUUCUUCCAAACGAGAGACUUAAAUUAACAUCAAACCACAUAGAUACAAUUCCCUCGAAACAAAAGCCAUGAAUUUAUUCCUCUGAAAACGCUCGUAGAUAAUUGUAAAACCCCGCCAACAUGUACAUUAUGUACCCCACCUUUACUUUUCUCUGUUUUUUCAUUCUUAAUUCAUUCAUUUAAGCAAAAACCUGUAAUUUCAUGUCUUUUGAAUCCAAUACUCUUUUGAGUUUUCUGAAAUGGGUUUGAUCAAAUUGGCAUGGGUUCUUCAUUUGUUUCUCACACUAGCUUGUUUAAGAACCCAGUGUUUUGCUGCUUCAAAUGUCUCUGUUAACCUUGUAAAGACUCCUUUGUCUACCUCAAGACGAAACAAUGCUAAAUUUGUGUUUGAAGUUUUAGAGGGUAAAGAUGUUUGCAGAAAUUGUACCAUGAAAUGCAAGUUGGAUCAUCUAAAUUCAUCAAACUGUGAAACUAAACAAGUUUCAUAUGUGGGUUUACAAGAUGGAGAUCAUAUGUUUGAGGUCUGUAUCAAUGGGUAUCAUGGAGUGCGCUGUGCUACCUAUAAUUGGACCAUUGAUUCAGUUCACCCUACUGCAUAUGUAACAGCUGCAUCACCCUUUACAUAUGCGCCGAAUGUUGCUGUAGAUAUAUUUUUCACUGAACCAUGUACCCUUGGAGGUGGUUUUGGGUGCGCAUCUGUCAAUUCUUGUAAUCUUCUUGUAUAUGGUCCAGGCCAAGUUAUACCAUCAUCGCUCAAAAUCCAAGAACCAGAUCUCAAAUUUUCGCUGCUAGUGAGCUUAUCAACUAGUGUUCAGUAUGGAAGGGUCGUGUUAGUAAUGGAUAAGAAUUUCUGUACGGAUAGCGCUGGAAAUAGUUUUACAAGGACUAAAAAUUCAAGUUUUCUUGUCCAUUUUGUGCUUCUUCAGAUAGAAGGAGUGUGCUUUCAAACAUGAUAAUUCAUAUCCCAGAAAUGCAACUUUAGCUCAACAAUGAAAUGCGAACAGUUCAGGCAACUAACAAUUACAAGAGCCUUCAUGUGUAUUUGUACUUCUCAGAACCUGUUCUCAACUCAACAAAAGAAAUUCAAAGGUUUAUUCACACAAACCAGGGUUUGCUACAUCCUCUCUAUGGGAAAAGCCGUGGGAAUCGUAGGUUUAUUUUCCUGGUAAAAGACGUUCCAGACGUUGCCGUUGUCACUAUAAGCGUUGAAUCAAGCUCUAUAAUAAGCAGGCAAGGAACUCCAGUUUCUCCAAUCAGCCCAGUCACUUUCCUUUACGACUCGCGAAGGCCUUCUGUGAAACUGAGUACGACAUCUAAUAUGAGAACAAAAGAAGAUACUGUGCCUUUUCUGAUACAGUUCUCCGACCCCGUAUUUUACUUCAACUCAUCAUCAUUAACUAUAUCAGGGGGACAUUUUCAGAGCUUUCGCGCAAUAAGUCAGAGUGUAUAUUCUGUGGAUAUACAUGCAGAUGAAAAUCUUGUAUCCAUCUGUGUUCUUGAAAAUACAACCAGAGAUGUUGCUGGGAACAGUAAUCUAGCAUCGAACAUGCUAUACGUGAGGCACUAUGCCGUUCCUUUAGUAUCAUAUAUGGUUUCAGCCUUUGCAACUGCUGUUUUCGCUCUGACAUCUUUAGCUGCGGGGCUAUUAACUGUUGCAACUGCUAGUCUUCAUUCUAUCAAAAGAUCCUCAAGAUCAUCUUCUUUGGCUGAUCCUGCUAGGAUUCUUUUCAGAACUGCAUGUCAUAUUCAGGUUUUUGCACUCUCAAGAUGGUUAGCUGUGACACUGCCUGUUGAAUACUAUGAAUUUACGAGGGGUUUACAGUGGAGUAUUCCUUAUCUUAGUCUUCCAUGGGAAGGUGAAUAUGUGAGGUCAGUCAUGGUAGAUUCAAGCCCUCGUUCCAUGCCACAUUCAGAAUUCUCAACAACAUAUGAACCAAGAUUAUUCGCUAACCCCAGAUCAGGAGAAGCGAAAUUGGACAUAGCUCCCUCCAUAGCUGGCUUGCCACUUACUCCGAUGGAAUACACAUCCUUUUUUGUUAGCCAGAAUUUGAAACCUGAAGCUGAAUAUAUCACGGAUUUGAAUGACUCAAAUGGGUGGAGGGAGUUUGAGCGAAACAUGUUCUGGUUAGCAGUAUUUGGUGGCAGCUUGUUGCUACUCCAUGGUCUAAUACUCAUUCUUUUGAAGUGGAAGAGGAAUUCCGAAGAAAAAAAGUAUAGUGGAGCUCUUGUACUGCCAAGAUUUCAGAUUUUCCUGACAAUUCUUGCAUUGCCCUGUAUCUGUCAAGCCUCGGUGUUUCUUAUUAAAGGAGGAGAAACUUGGCAAGAGAUAGUUGGUAUCUUAUUGUUGGGAGUUCUAUGUUUUCUACUUGUGGUUUUACUGUUGUUUCUUUCAGUCGGGAUAACAAUGGGUAAGUUACUUCAGUACAAGGAAGUUCAUCAAGAAGGUCAGAAAUUUCAUUGGUAUCAAGAAAUCAUAAGGGUGACUUUGGGUCCUGGUAAAAGAGGGCAAUGGACAUGGAAAAACCAAUCUAAUUCCGUCUAUUUAACGAUGUUAGGCCCCUUGUUUGAAGAUCUUAGAGGACCACCUAAGUACAUGCUUUCCCAGUUUGUUGGAGGUAGCCACAUCCGUGGUGACCGCAUUAUCGCUUCUGAUGACGAAAAUGAAGAUGCCGAGGCACCCUUGAUUCAAAAAUUAUUUGGAAUUCUUAGGAUUUACUACACUUUGCUGGAAUCUGUGAAGCGGGUAGCUAUCGGGAUUGUGGCAGGGUUAUAUUCAGCCAAUAACACUUCAAGCACUCCAACUUUAGUUUUACUAUGCAUUACUUCAUUUCAGCUUUUCUUCCUUGUUCUGAAAAAGCCUUUUAUAAAGAAAAGGGUUCAGUUAGUAGAGAUCAUCUCAGUUUUGUGCGAAGUGGGUAUUUUUGCUACAUGUCUGAUUCUUAUACAGAGGGAAUUUUCUUUUGGCUGCGAGACAAGAAUUGGAAUCUUCAUGAUACUCCUGUUUCUUAUUGGAUUUACUUCUCAAAUCAUUAGUGAAUGGCAUGCGUUAUACAAACAGAUAUAUCGAUUAGGGUCCGGUGACAAAAGAUUUGUGUCAGGCUUGAAAACCACACUGUUUGGGUUACUGGUGAUUUUCAUCCCUAGAGACUUGCUUAAGAAACUUGAAGUUCAGCUCCAGAAUGGUGAAACAGGGGACCCUGUUUCUUCUACUGAUCAGAAUAGAAGCUCGGGGAGUAGGAAAAGCUCGGGAGGUUCUGCAGACAAGCCAUGGCUUAAACGACUAUCAGAACUCGCAAAAUCUAGCUUCAGCAAAGAUGGCAGUGGGACAUCAAAAGAUCCUUCGACUAGUCGAUUUUUUUGGAGCGGCAAAAGAAGUGGAAGUUCGUCUCUAGCUUCUUCGGCAGACUUCAAAUCAAGAUCAAAAACAAUGUACAGAGAUUUGGAGGACAUUUUCUCGUCCAGGUGAACUUUUAUCAGUUCACAAGUGUUUUAGUAAUACACUUUGUCAAGCCACAGUAGGCCUUUAACUUUUACCUGAUAGAAGUAUCUUGUCAGAAGUUCGGAUGAUUUGGCGGUGUAACAGUCAUAACUUAAUGAAAGAUGGUUCUCAUGAUUUCAUCAAUAAAUUAUUGAAUACCUCAAUUGGACCUGAAUUCAGUGCGCACGUUAUUCGUGCUGGGGCAACAUUUUGCUGACUGUUGAGUUACAUUUGCUGUUUAAAUGAGAAUUUUGUCAACGGAUGAGUGGAAAAAUCCUGAGGGACACUAUUUUGGCAGUAAUCUCCUUAGUCACCGCGUAUGGUCCAUGCCUACAAAGACAGUCGGCAGCUUUUUAAUUGCGGAAAUUUAUCGGAGAAGCAGAUGGUACCAUCUCCUUCUUUUAAACUGUGUUAAGAGUUUCUCCGAUGGUUGAUGUGCUUAUUUCAUGUGUCAAC
Molecule: messenger RNA, 4011 nt
Organism: Papaver somniferum (opium poppy)
Lineage: Eukaryota; Viridiplantae; Streptophyta; Magnoliopsida; Ranunculales; Papaveraceae
Exons: 14
Coding region: 1072-3543 (823 amino acids)
Source: RefSeq, a predicted model, not a curated record